AUGGAGGAAGGGGAAACCGUACAGAAAACGAAUUUUCGUCAGGAACUAAUGAACUAUAGAAGCUUUAUGAACAAUAAUUUAUAUUCAUUAAUGGGCGCUGACGAUAAACGGCCACCCACUUGGAGGAAUUUCAUUGCAUUAUGUGUUGCUACAUUUCUAGCUGUGAGCUCGGUGAUGCCAUCAAGAAACUUACAAUCUAGUGUAUAUAUUAAUACACAUUUAGGAAAUCUCUCAUUAUGUUGUAUGUAUGGAUUUUAUCUCUUGGGUUGUUUCACAGCUAAACCAAUAAUGGACCACUUCAGACCGAAAUGUUUACUUUUAAUCAGUUUGUUCACUCAUGUUUUAUACUCCAUAUCUAAUGCCGUUCCUUCAUUCUACACGCUCUUGCCAUCAGCUGCUCUAUUAGGCUUCUCACACCCUAUAAUGUGGUCCAUCCAAGAACGCUUGAUGAUUGGUUACUCGCUUGGAUACACAGCUUCAUCAACAUUAACUUUACAGCAUUCUCUCCAUUCCUUCCAAACUUUAAUGGUGAUAAUUAUCCACUCUGCUCAUAUCAUGGGUAAUUUGUUGAGCGCUGGACUCAUAUCUGUGUCACACAUACAUUGUCCUGGACCAUCAUUAUGGGGGAAUAUGUCCUCGCAUAGAUCUAUUGCAGGAGGAGGACCUAGUACAGAAGAUCGGUGGACAUAUACAUUACCUUUAAUGCCAAUACUUACCAGACAAGGUGCUGAAAAACCUCACGAAUUGGACUAUUACCAGUUGCUCACUGUACUCUUUGUUUGUUUCUCUGUUAUAUCAAUGGGAGCAUUGUUGGUAUUUUUUGAAAAUCCUGACAUUAUAAUACAAAAGAAAUCGGGGACUUGGGCUCAAAGACUGAGUAAACUGGUAGCAAUUACCAAAGACCCUGGCUGGUUCCUGGGACAAAUUGGUGCCAUGUUGAAUGGCUUCUUACAAGGCUUACUUAUCAGUGAUAUCUUAAAGAUAUUUGGUAGUGAUGUAUUUGGUUGUUUUAUUGUCGGGUACAUGAUGAUGUGUUUUGGUACUGGUAAUUUGGCAGCCAUCUUGAGUUUGGAUCGUCUGAAAAAUUAUAGACUAAAUAUAUUGUCCUUAAUGCUAGGUUUUUCUUUGACUACAUUUAUUUUGGUAACUUGUUACAUCUGGAAACCAACGAAAGACGAUGCCAUUUUGUUAUUGCUUUUUAUAGCAUUAUGGGGUGUUACAGAUGGUGUCAUGCAAUCACAGAUACAAGCUGCCUUGUCGGCUUAUUUUGGACGCCACAAAUCAACAGCAAUGGCAGGUUACAGAAUAUUUCAAGGAUUUGGAUUAGAAGCCAGUUUUCUGUUGUCGUUAUUAGUUCGUGAUCUUCACAUAUCAUUAUAUAUGGCUAUGUCUUUACAUAUCUUAUCGUGUUUAGGUUUAGUGUGGAUAGCUCGUUCUAAACGUGCUGCUCGACCAUUACCAGGAGCUGUGACCACAGAGCUUCAAUCUUCAUCAUCAUCCAUCAUCACACAACCAGCACCUUACCCUGACGUACCGUUAGAAGAACAUGCGUGA
This is a messenger RNA of Lottia gigantea (owl limpet), 1554 nucleotides long. RefSeq lists its product as hypothetical. The coding region runs from base 1 to 1554 and encodes 517 amino acids. NCBI's taxonomy places the organism in Eukaryota, Metazoa, Mollusca, Gastropoda, Lottiidae. The transcript has 4 exons. The record is from RefSeq and is a predicted model, not a curated record.